This is a messenger RNA of Pezoporus flaviventris, 1137 nucleotides long. RefSeq names its product deoxycytidine kinase 2. The record is from RefSeq and is a predicted model, not a curated record. The transcript is spliced from 7 exons. Gene Ontology annotation, molecular function: ATP binding; deoxyguanosine kinase activity. Gene Ontology annotation, cellular component: cytoplasm; mitochondrion. Bases 232 to 1029 code for a protein of 265 amino acids. Lineage: Eukaryota; Metazoa; Chordata; Aves; Psittaciformes; Psittacidae. Gene Ontology annotation, biological process: nucleobase-containing compound metabolic process.
CAGAGCAGCCCUGCUUGAUUUCACUCGCUAACGCCAGUUUUAAAAGCCCUGAAGGCAGCAGAAGCUCUGAAAAGGCGGCCGGGCGGGAACGGCGGCGGAAGGGGCAGAGAACGCCUCCGCCUCUUCCCGGGGAGUGGUAGCGGGAGGGGGCCAUCCCGCCCACCAGUUGGCGGGAGACUUAAAGUGGGCUGGAACAGCCGGGAACGCUGAGUGCUCCCGCCUGGUGCAGCCAUGUCCACCCCGGCCAAGCGACACUGCCACAGCACCACCGGCUCCCUCGACUCCAGCUUCCAGAAGCGCCUCAAGAAGAUUUCUAUCGAGGGUAACAUCGCUGCAGGGAAGUCAACGUUUGUCAAGCUACUAGAGAACCACAGUGAUGAGUGGGAGAUCAUCCCCGAACCCAUUGCCAAGUGGUGCAACAUCCAGACAGCUGAAGAGGAGCAUGAGGAACUUUCAACAUCUCAGAAGAGCGGAGGGAAUCUACUCCAAAUGCUCUAUGACAAACCCACACGAUGGGCUUACACAUUCCAGACUUAUGCCUGCCUGAGCAGAGUGAGAGCACAGUUAAAACCUGUCUCAGCCAAACUUCAGGAAGCAGAACACCCAGUGCAGUUCUUUGAGAGAUCUGUGUACAGUGACAGAUAUGUAUUUGCUUCUAACCUGUUUGAGUCUGGAAACAUUAAUGAAACAGAGUGGGCUAUUUAUCAGGACUGGCACUCAUGGCUUUUGAAUCAGUUUGAAUCAGAUAUAGAACUGGAUGGCAUGAUCUACCUAAGAACCACACCUGAGAAAUGCAUGGAAAGGCUACAAUUGAGAGGAAGAGAGGAGGAGCAAGGAAUUGAACUUGAGUAUUUGGAAAACCUCCACUAUAAACAUGAAACCUGGCUUCACGAAAGGACUAUGAGAGUUGACUUUGAGAACCUUAAGGAGAUUCCCGUUCUAGUUUUGGAUGUUAAUGAAGAUUUUAAGAAUGACAAGAUUAAACAGGAGUACCUGAUCGAUAAGGUCAAGUCUUUCCUGACUUCUUAGGAUGAUGAAAAUUGAUUUGAAUGUCAAGUUCUUGAAGGUCAAGAGUUACACUUAUCAAUCAGCAUGUUAAUUUAAACUGAAUGCAUCACAUGUAUAGCUUAUUUUAAG